GGACGACACACGCAAUACCUGCGAGCAAAGUACAAGAACUUUGAUGAUAUCAGCACACAACUUUAAGCGAGAGAGGAGCAUUGAAGAAGCAGCAAGAUGCCUGAAGUGUGCAGAUGCCCCCUGCCAGAAGAGUUGCCCAACCCAGCUGGAUAUAAAGAUGUUCAUACAACAGAUUACCAACAAGGUAAAUCUACCCCAACAAGGUAAAUCUACCCCACAGGUAAUUACGUCCAACAAGGUAAAUCUGACCAACAAGGGAUCUAAACCAAAAAGAUGUGCAAAAGAUGCUGCCUACUACCUUAGAUUCUAUCUCGCUCGCUUUAAUUCAACCAAUGAUGUUUCAGGGGCGAUGAAGGUGCCACAGAUUAGCGAAUCCCGAAUUGCCGCGGAUCUCCGAGAGAGCUACUUCGGCAAGAGUGUGCCUUAUCGGUGCGGGACAGCCGCAUCAGCUGUGCGACAUUCUCGCUCGUCGGCUACAAGAUUGGACGUGUACGAGAACAGAGUAGUUGUUACGGGUCUCGGGUACGUGGGCGGUCUCAGCUCUUCAGAGAUUCCAUCAUACAGACUUCCGUAUGAUGUGGUGGAGUUUGAGGUGGACAUGAUGAGAGACCUAGGAGUCAAGGUUGAGUUUGGGAAGGCACUGGGCAAUGGCUUAAGCAUAGAGUCCCUGAGAAAAGCAGGAAAUGAAGCGAUCUAUAUUGGGAUAGGUCUACCUGAGUCGAAGACCAUUCCACUGUUUGACGGACUCACGGAGGAACGAGGAUUCUGGACGUCUAAGAGCUUUCUACCCAGGGUUGCGGCAGCGAGCAAGCCAGGCAUGUGCGCGUGCAAGUCGCGUCUGCCGGACAUGUGUGGGGGCGUCGUGAUCGUGCUGGGGGCCGGCGACACAGCGUUCGACUGCGCGACCUCCGCGCUGCGAUGCGGCGCCCGCCGCGUGUACGUCGUGUUCCGCCGCGGAUUCACCAACAUACGCGCUGUGCCCGAGGAGAUGGAGUUGGCAAGAGAGGAGAUGUGUGAGUUCCUACCAUUCAUGUGCCCAAACAAGGUGCUGAAGAAUGGAGAGAAGAUCAGUGGCAUGGAGUUCCUGAGGAACGAGCAGGCAGACGACGGCAGCUGGUCGCCCGACCCUGAGCAGUCGAUCCGUCUCAAGGCCAACUACAUCAUCUCUGCUUUCGGCUCCGGUCUCUCCGACGACAACGUGAAACGGGCGAUGAGUCCGCUGAAGUUUGAUCGCUGGGGACUGCCGGCCGUGGAGCAGACGACGAUGCAGACGAGCGAGGCGGACGUGUACUGCGGCGGCGACAUCGCAGGCGUCGCCCAGACAACCGUCGAGUCGGUCAACGACGGCAAGACGGCUGCGUGGAACAUGCACAAGUAUCUGCAGUCGCUGCACGGCCUGCCCGUGCCGGGAGAACCCAGCCUGCCGAACAUGUACACACCGAUCGACCGGGUCGAUCUAAGCGUCGAGAUGUGCGGACUGAGGUUUGAGAACCCGUUUGGCCUCGCCAGCGCGCCCCCGACGACGGCUGCGACGAUGAUCCGCCGGGGAUUCGAGCUCGGCUGGGGAUUCGCCGUCACAAAGACGUUCGCGCUCGAUAAGGACAUCGUGACGAACGUGUCACCACGCAUCGUGAAGGGCACGACGUCCGGCUACCUGUACGGACCGGGACAGGGCUCCUUCCUCAACAUAGAACUGAUUAGCGAGAAGACGUGCGCCUACUGGUGUCGCGCCGUCACCGAGCUCAAGCAGGACUUCCCCGACCGGGUGCUGAUUGCUAGUAUCAUGUGCAGCUUCAUUAAGGAAGACUGGGUUGAGUUGGCACGGAUGGCUGAGGUGUUGGUAGGUACCGAGGGGGAUCAGGAGCGAGAGGAUCGCAGAGAGAAUCCCAAGGAUCAGGAGGAGGACCAUGAUGUAUGGAACCCGGAAAAUAUUAGGAGAUUACAGGAUAAGGACCCUGUGAUUGUCUUCUUCAAGGAACGAAAAGAAGCGGCGUUGGACAGACCUGAGUUUGCAGAAAUUGCAGGAAUGGGAUCGGAGGCAAAAGCGUACUGGGGGCAGUGGAAUCAAUUAGCAGUUCAGGAAGGUAAAUUGUAUAGACGAUGGGAGACGCCAGUCACGCCAACUCAUCCCAUACUUCAGCUGGUGAUACCUAAAGAAUUACAAAGAGAAAUAUUUCAGCAAUUACAUAACCAUCGUACAGCAGGACAUCAAGGAGAGAAACGGAGUAGAGCCAGCAUUAAGCAACGGUUCUACAGGCCACACUACACGAAGGAUAUCAAGAGAUGGUGCCAGUACUGCACUGUCUGUGCUCGGAGGAAACCUGGAAAAGGGUUGAAAAUGGGAAGGUUAAAACAGUCGGAAGUUGGAGCUCCAUUCGAGCGGGUGGCCAUCGACAUCAUGGGACCGCUAGAAGAAACCGAGAAAGGGAACAAGGUGAUCAUGGUAGUAUGCGACUAUUUCACAAAGUGGAUGGAGUGCUUUGCGCUGCCGAAUCAGGAGGCAUAUACAGUAGCGGACGUCUUGGUGACAGAAUACAUCUGCCGGUACGGGGUUCCGUAUCAAAUCCACACCGACCAAGGACCAGACUUUGAAUCUCGCUUAUUUCAAGGAGUCUACUUCCCGAUGGAGUUGGAGCUGAGACCGCGAGAGGGGGAAACCAUCUCCGGAGAGGAGGAGAGUGAUGGCGGCAGGAUAGCUCGCCAAAAGAGAGCGACAACUAGAUGGGGUCAGUGGCCCGAGGAGAUCACCUGCGCCCGGCAGGCCGAGCGAGAGGCAGAACGGGAGGCCCGCUUUCACCUAGCUAGGGCAGGGUGGUCAUGUCAACGCUGCUGGGAAGAACAGCACCCAGAAAGGGAGGUGACCCUCCUGGACCUCCCGUUUGCCUGGAGCAUGAAGACAGCCGAGGACCAAAAAAAGUCGUCGAUAGUCAUGGUCACACCAAUAGGCAUGAACGGCGGACUGCAGCAGGAUUCGUUAGAGAGGAGGAAGGAAAGGAGUAACAGAAGAAUAAUGGAGAGGCGGCAGCAGUUGAGGAAGGGUAUGAAAGCAGUGGAGGAGGAAGAAUCCUAUAGGGAACAGCUGGAGAAGGAGGGGCAGGCAGAACGGGAGCGAGUCGAGAAAGAAAAGGGGAAGGCAGAGGAGAAGUUGAGGGGAGUAAAAGUAGAAUUGGAAGAGGAUCCUGAGCUAGUGAGGAACAUCUGUCUGUGGGUGAAGGAUGCGGUGAAGAUUCCAUUUUUCGCUAAAAUGACACCCAAUGUUACGGACAUCACUGUCAUCGCUACGGCCGCCAAGGAAGGCAAGGCGGACGGCGUGACGGCGAUCAACACCGUAUCGGGGCUGAUGGGACUGCGCAGCGACGCGUCGCCGUGGCCCGCGGUCGGCGGCAAGAAACGCACGACGUACGGCGGCGUCUCGGGCAACGCGAUCCGCCCCAUCGCUCUGCGCGACGUCUCCUCCAUCGCGAGGGCUCUCCCCGGAUUCCCGAUACUCGCCACGGGAGGGAUCGACUCCGCCGAGGCCGGGCUCCAGUUCCUGCACGCCGGUGCCACCUUGCUGCAGGUGUGCAGUGCCAUCCAGAACCAGGACUUCACGCUCAUCGAGGACUACACGACGGGUCUGCGUGCGUUACUCUACCUGCAGAGCCUAGAGGAGUGUCAGGGGUGGGACGGACAGUCACCACCGACGCCCCGUCACCAGCUAGGCAAGCCGGUGCCCAGCAUAGCAGAGAUCGUAGGCAAGGAGAUGUGCAUCAACUGCGGCAAGUGCUACAUGACGUGCAACGACUCCGGCUACCAGUCGAUAACCUUUGACCCCGUGACGCACCUGACGCGCGUGACGGACGACUGCACGGGCUGCACGCUGUGCGUGUCCGUGUGUCCGAUCAUCGACUGCAUCCGCAUGGUCGAGCGCGACACGCCGUACGUGCCGAGACGCGGCAUCCCGCUCGCGACCAACGUCGUCUCACACAUGCCGUCGCAGUAG
Molecule: messenger RNA, 3982 nt
Organism: Priapulus caudatus
Lineage: Eukaryota; Metazoa; Priapulida; Priapulimorpha; Priapulimorphida; Priapulidae
Product: dihydropyrimidine dehydrogenase [NADP(+)]-like
Exons: 23
Coding region: 44-3982 (1312 amino acids)
Biological process (GO): thymine catabolic process; DNA integration; uracil catabolic process
Cellular component (GO): cytosol; cytoplasm
Molecular function (GO): NADP binding; uracil binding; iron-sulfur cluster binding
Source: RefSeq, a predicted model, not a curated record